AUGGAAAAACCUUCGUUGUCUUUCUUUAUUAUGUGUUUUUCGUGCUUCAAAAAUGUGGAAUACGGAAACUGUCUCCUGUUUCACAAUCCUGACAACAGCACAACGACCGAUCACAAUUCAGUGCUAACAGAUUCAGCAACAAUACAUCAUCUUCCAGAAAAACAGAUUUCGUCCCUGGAGAACACAGUUCGACUUCUUACAGAAAAAGUUUUGAGUCCCGAAAGGAAUAAAUCUACUGCUGAAAAUGAGAUAGCCGAUUUAAAACAGCGACUAAGAACCACUGAAAAACAGAAUGCUGUAUUGUCUCAAAAAUUCACAAGCCUAGAAGACAAUUAUGAAAACAAGGACAUCAACAAGACGAUAAAGCAAAUAUUUUCAGACAUUCGCCAAGGCCGCCUUGUAUCACAAAACUUUGUUAAGUUGGAAUCCAGUGUUUUAGAUAUGCAGAAUCAUGUCGGAUUUACUGCUCGAGCAACAAGAAGCAACUCCUGGACUGGUUCAACUCUUGUGUUUAAUACACUGAUUUACAGCACGGUGGUGGUUAUGAUACGUCCACAGUUUACGAUUGAUAUGGCUACCGCCCAAGGACAGGACUUCAUUUGUUGUCAGCUUUGCCCAAAUCCUGUGGAACAUCACUGCAAUCUUUGCAAUGUGGACCUAUGUCUCUCGUGCAUACCAAAUCACAUGGCCGACAAAUCAAAGAAACACGAGGUUGUCGCAUACACCUCCAGAGAGGAAAACACUUUUAUUCUUCCAACAUGUUCAUUGCACAAUAAAAACCGAUGCGAGAUGUUUUGUCGAAGCUGUGAAGAAGCAAUAUGCAUUCAAUGUCUGAUGGGUUCACAUAAAAAUCAUGAAUAUGUUGAUAUCACAGAGAUUCUUCAAAACAUUAAAAAGCAAAUUCUAGCUGACACAAAAGAUCUAGAAACUACUAUUGUUCCAAAAUACAUCCAUACAGAAGAAAAAACUGUUGAUGCAGAAUUUGAUAAAGUCAUCUCCGACAUAGAAAUACAUGAAGAAAAAAUCUGCCAAGCUGUAAGUGAAGUAUGCAUUCAAUUAAAAGCUGAGAUAACCAAGCAGAAGGAAGAAGCUGUAAAAAGGAGUGAAGAAGACCUGGAGGAGAUAGUAAAAACUGAAGAAGAAGUCAAACAAAUAAUUCAGAAAAACAAAUAUAUCCUUAGAAGUAAUGAUUCCUCAGCAAUAAUAAACUAUCAAUCAAGGAAUAAGGAUUUUCGUACAGGCCCAGAAUUUCUUAGACCUUGCAAUGAGAUACUUCCUGAUUGUGUUGAACAAGGCUUAAUAGUCAGCAUGUUUGGUUUUCUAAAAUUCGGUAAUGACUCGAUGAGACAGCCUAGAAUGCUUAAGAUGAUGGAUAAUCCAAAAUUAAUAAGCACAAUCCAAACCCCUUAUGACAAGGAUAAUCCUCUAUUGAAAUUGCAUUGUGCUGGGAGAUAUAGGAUCAUUACUAGUGGAAGAGAAAAAAAAAUCAGACUUAUAGACACAUCUAAAUCCAUUUCACAAACAAUCCAUAUCAAUGGAAUUGUUUCUGCAUUGACUAGUAAUUUACAAGAAGAACCAGUGUUUAUUCUAACAAAAAUUCGUGAAUUUGGGAAAGUUUAUAUCUAUCAGAAGAACAAGGCAAAGAGUUUACUAGAAAUUCCUAACUGGGAUUUUGUUGGACUAUGUUAUACAGUUUAUGCAGAUCUACUGGCGAGCAUGCGCUCGAGGGAUAAGAUGCAGAGUCGAGUAAUUAGGUACUCAGAGCCAAAAGUGAUUCAGAGUAUGCAGUAUGACUGUAAGAGGCAACCUUUGUUUUCUACUGGUUCUUUAAGUCCGCUUCGCUUGACUGAAAAUGGCAAUGGGGAUAUCUGUGUUGCUGACACUGCUGGAAAGGCAGUUGUUGUGAUGAAUUUUUGUGGUAGACUACGAUUCAGGUAUAGAGGCAAUUUAUCUAAACAAUCAAACUACACCGAAUUUAGCCCAGUCAAAAUUGCUUCGGAUGUCCAUAAUCAAAUACUGAUUUGUGAUAGGUCAAACAACAUAGUCCACAUAACUGAUUGUGAUGGUAAUUUUGUCCGUUAUAUCGAAUAUCCGUGUAAUGGAGGAAUAAGUAUUGAUACGGAUCACAAUCUAGUCCUUGGAGACUCUAAUUCUGGAAAAAUUCAAUUUAUAAAGUAUCUGGAGUGA
Molecule: messenger RNA, 2187 nt
Organism: Saccostrea echinata
Lineage: Eukaryota; Metazoa; Mollusca; Bivalvia; Ostreida; Ostreidae
Exons: 4
Coding region: 1-2187 (728 amino acids)
Molecular function (GO): zinc ion binding
Source: RefSeq, a predicted model, not a curated record